Molecule: messenger RNA, 3706 nt
Organism: Misgurnus anguillicaudatus (oriental weatherfish)
Lineage: Eukaryota; Metazoa; Chordata; Actinopteri; Cypriniformes; Cobitidae
Molecular function (GO): nucleic acid binding; zinc ion binding
Source: RefSeq, a predicted model, not a curated record
CCCGGGUAAUCCAGUUACUAGUUAAGAUUAAGAAUUAUAAAAUAAUAAUAAAGUGAAAUAUAAUAAAAUAAUUAAGUGAAGAAAAGUGAGAAAAGUAAGAAAGGAGGAAAGUUCUAGAAGGAAAACUGUUUUGCCCAAUCACAGCCCUUAUUUCAGUGACUGACUCUCCAAAGAGCCAAUGUUAGCAGCACUUUCAUAAGCCCCGCCCACAACCUGCAGCGGCACUACUAGACUGUCAGUUUGAAAGACAGAGUGAGAGAGUGAAACGGAGCAGCUACACAGAGCGAUAUUCAGAGAUCCUCUAUAAGAAAGUUUUAAAAUAGAUCGCGAAUAACUUUGGAUGCAGUAAAUAGUCAUAUUUCUGAACGGAUUCGAUUACGUGAAGUUGUCAUUGGAGUGAGAGGACAACAAAGCAAAGAUUUGUGAACUGAAAGUGGAUGAAAUCCAACGGAGAAUUGGAGUGUUGCAAAUGAGCUUAUUUGAAUAUAUAUGAAGUUAUUGCCUUGGCUGGGUUUUUGUUUUGUCUAUGAUUUAUUCUACGUGAUUUCCUGUGAGAGAUUCCUGUUUUGUGCCAUAUUUAAUCCUUCUGGAGAGGAAUCUGUGUAUCUGACGUGAUUAAAUAUGCACAAUGGCGAGCCAUCAAUGAACCUGUUUCCACUUUGAACUGUGCUAAGAUUCACCAACUGGUAGGAAAUUUCCAAUUUUUUCUUGCUUUUGGACACAAAAAAAAGACUCUCGUUCGUUGAACUCUUGAUAUUUUUUUCUUCUACCAAAAGGAGAGAUUGUCUUUUGAACUUGAGCUCAUUGAGAGAGUUUAAUAACUCUUGUUACUGAACUGAAUCAUUUGAUUCACGAACUGUGUUCAACUGAGUUGUUUGAUCUCUAUUGGAACUGAACUGAAUCAUUUGAUUCACGAACUGUGUUCAACUGAGUCGUUUGAUCAUUAUUCGAACUGAAUUGAAUCAAUUUGAUGCAUUUGUGUAUUUUCAGCUCAUAUUGUUGAGUAUUCUGUUGAGUUUGAAAAGAAAAGUGAUCUGUUCUGAGAAAUUUGAAUCACAUUCAGUGUUCUGAGUUAAAUUGAAUGUCCAUUCAAUAUUUUUUGGGGUUUUAUUGAAUGUAAUAUUUUGCUGAAGGUCAUAUUAUUUGUAAAAUACUUUCCCUGAAGUGAAAGAAAAACACACUACUGUUUUAUUUUGAGAGUUUUAUUUAUUUUUAUAUUUUGUGAAGAGUGUGAAACUUCAAAUUGAAUUGAAUCUGUCAAACUGUUGAAUUCUUGAUCCUAUAAGAAAUGAAAGAAGAUUGUUAAUUGUUGAUCUUCACUGUUAACAACUGAGUCUAUAUCUGUGAAUUAUUCAUUGAACAAAUAACAAAAUAGAAAUUUUCUAUAAUAAUACAAUUCACUGAAUCAGAACAAAACUUUGUCAGUCACUUACUCACCUGCUGUACUGCCUCCACUCUCCAGUAGACGUUCCUUGCUUCUGAUAUUCAUUGGCCCAGACUGAAAAUUAUUACUAGCUGUAGCGCAAUCAGUUACGUUGCACGUUACAUGUUACAACUUUGGCGAGCCAGCCAGGAGAGAGGACGCAGCAGAAAUUAAGGUGAAUAACCACUGAGAUAGACGUAUAGUGAAUCAGAAAAACAGACAAAAAUGGAUGUUGUAGGACGAGAAAAUGUCAAUGUGCAAAAUGCAGUCAUCGUUAGUGGAGUAACACUGACUGAAGAGGACCAAGUUCUAGAAACAUACCUUUCAAGAUUUGGCUCUGUGCGACGCAAUCUGCUAAUUGAUGAUCCACAGUCAGAAUUUCAUCGCAAUGCAAUAGUAGAGUUCACACACAGGUCAGCCAUGAGCAAUCUCGAGCCCCAGCUGCCUCUAACCUUAGUGAGCCCCACUAAUACAGACAUUGUGUUCCGUGUGCGAGCCCUGGGUAUGGUGCACACCCCCACCAUUAGUACUGCCACUGUUGAGUGCUUGGAGAAACUACAGACAAUAGCAAACGCCAACGGAGAAACUUUACAAAAUGUCCUCCAACGAGAGUUGAUGAAGGUUGGUGGGGCGAAAACUCCAGUUGACGUGCCACAAGAGACAAAUCCCUUGACAAGCGCUACUAGCAGCCCCUCACGGUUGGAAGGAUUCAAGUCACCCUCUGUCUUGAGAUUGGAACCCGAAAACCCAGCCGCAACACAAAAAUUAACCACAGAACGGGUAGCCCAUCCCCCGUUAGAAAAUCCACACUUUCAAGAAAUUCAACGUAGAGGAUCACAAAACCUGGCCUCGGAGCAACGUAGUAGUGGGAACCGCAGUCCCUCCGUCACAGUGACAUCCCAUCCCUCACUCACAAUGGACAUGAUUGACCCUCCCAGUGUGCAGAAGGUGGUUGUAGAACAUAUUGUUAGAACCAAUGAUGGAGCCCCAUUGCACCAGGCCUCUUUCCGCCUCAGAUCAUUCUCAGGAAAAAUCCCCAGGCCCAUUAAUGAGCCAGAUUUUGAUACUUGGCGUGCAAGCGUGGACUUCCUGUUGACAGAUCCCUCAUUCUCUGAUCUACAUCGAACAAGAAAAAUUCUUGACAGCCUUCUCCCACCAGCCGCAGAUAUUGUUAAACAUGUGUCCCCUAAUAGCUUACCUGCAGUGUAUUUGAAGUUGCUGGAGUCUGUGUAUGGCUCUGUGGAAGAUGGAGAUGAGCUGCUAGCUAAGUUUAUGGGUGCCCUCCAAAAUCCGGGUGAGAAGCCUUCAACUUAUCUACAUAGGUUACAAGUUCUUCUGAGUACAACCAUUAGACGAGGAGGCAUAUCUGAAAGUGAGAGAGACCGCUGUCUGCUGAAGCAAUUUUGUCGCGGCUGUUGGGACAACAGUCUCAUUGCAGAUCUCCAGCUAGAGAGGAAGAAAACAGACCCUCCUUCCUUUGCAGAACUAGUGGUGCUUAUACGCACAGAAGAGGACAAACAUGCCUCUAAAGAAGAGAGGAUGAGGAAGCACUUGGGGCUAACCAAGCAUUGUCCUGCUACUUCGAAAAUCAGACCAUCGACACAUCAGAUAUCUGCAUACCCAUGCGACACACAAGAUAAUGAUUCUACUGAUGCAAGUUUACAGCAAGUUUGCGCACUACAAUCUCAAGCUGUUCCUGUGCAAAAACCCUCAGGUCAUCAAAACAAAGCUGCCUCAUCAAAAUCCAAUGAAGUGAGUGAGCUAAAAAGGGUUGUAGCAGAGUUGCAAGCACAAGUCACUGCCUUGAACACCGCAAUUAUUUCAAAAGAAAGUAAAGAUGAGAAAGCAAUUGAAAUUUCUGACCUUAAAAGACAGAUUGCUGCUUUGAGAGUUCAAGUCCCUACCUAUGAAGUUCACAAAGAGCACCCUGAGAGAUUUUUGCAGUCUAGAGGUCAGGUCAGGCGCAAGAUACCAGAACAAGGUGCAACAGAGUGGGCCACCCAUGACAAAAUGCCUGAAAGCAGACCCCGUCCUGGGUACUGUUUUAGAUGUGCGGAAAAUGGUCAUCUUGCCCGUGACUGUAAUAAUGCUCCUGAUCCUGCUAAAGUUGCAGAAAAGAGACGCAAGCUAAGAGAACAACAAGCCCUGUGGGAUUCCCAACACGAGGCCCUACAAAAAUCUUUAAACUGGGAACCGUCUCUGUAGAGGGGCAUACAGAGACUAGGCGAGACAAAGGCCCUAAGAAACCUACUUACUCUUUUAACCAAAACGCAUGCAGCCAAA